AUGGCAGAUAUCGAACCUCCCUCAUUCUCUCUCGGGUUAGAUUUCGAAACCGAAUUGGAUCCCCGAAUACCCACUCACCACCGCCAUACCUCGACCCUUAAUCCAGCUCCAAAUUCAAGACCCAAUACAUCAUUAGACAACCAAAAUGACGGACCCCAGGUCAUGGAUUCCGAAGAAGGGGAAGAAUUCGGGCCUCAUGUCAUGGAUUCGGAUCCUGAACCCGCACCCGGCCCGACCCGGAGAUUAAAGCGGUUAAGACGAGGACCCGCGAGCCAGAAAUCAAAGGUGAGAAAGGUGGAAUUGGAGGGUGUUUUCCGUGAUUAUGGAGAUGAUGACAUUGAAGAGUUCUCUUCUGAAGAAGAUUUUGCUGUUAGAGAUGCCAAUCCAUCAACUCAGUUCAGUUCUAUAUGUAGUAGUUCAAAGGUUCCAUUGAAAGGAUGUGGGAUUUUAACCAAUCAAUCAUCAAGCUUGUGGAAGGGAAAGAAAAAGGAACAGGCUUUAGAUCCCUCAGCCUCUUCCAGUUUGGAGACAGGUCCCAGUGGGUUGAUGUUUCCAAAGUUAACUGUCAGUCCUCUUAGAAGGUUUCAGUUGAUUGAUUCUGAUUCUGAAGAGCCUUCUAUCUGUGAAGAUGCUAGUGGAAAAACUCAGAAAACUGAUUCAUCCUCAACGAAGCAGAAAGGAUGUGGGGCUUUAACCAGUCAAUCAUCAAGCCUGUGUAAGGGAAAGAAAAAGGAACAGGCUUUGGAUGCCUCAGCCUCUUCCAGCUUGGACACAGGGCGCAGUGGGUUGAUGUUUCCAAAGUUAACUAUAAGUCCUCUUCGAAGGUUUCAGUUGAUUGAUUCUGAUUCUGAAGAGCCUUCUAUCAUUGAAGAUGCUAGUGGAAAAACUCAGAAAACUGACUCAUCCUCGAAGAAGCAGCAGCCAACUGCAAGUGCACAUAAAAUUAAAAUGCCGCUGAAGAAGCUUCCAAGUGAGGAUUUAUGGAAAGAUUUCUGUCCAAGAAAGAGUCUUCCUGUUCAGACACCUGUUCUGGAUGAGAUGUGUAAUGAGUAUUUCCAAUCUCUUCAAGAAAAUAAGAAUGCAGCUCAGAAAAUGCAGAGUGAUUUACGAACAAGUGACAGCACACCCUUUCUUCAAGAUUUAAAUAGCACUGUGGACUUUGAACAAUGCUGGAAUUUAGAUAACCCUCUUCCUCCAGCUCAUCAUUACUUCUUCCAUGAAGAUCUGAGGAUUCAGGGAUUAGUCUGCAGCCGGUUACCCAACUUUUCCCCUCUGGGCAUUGUUAACAACAGAGGAAACCAACGGCAUUCUGAAUCAGUUAUCGAUUACAUGAGCCAAUUCAAUGGAAAAACUUCUGAAAAGCAAGGAACUCAGAGAACUAACAGCAAGAAAGGCUUAACAAGGGGAAGAAACAAAUCAAAGAAAUCAAUUGCUAAAGAAGUUUCACAUGCUUCUGAAGGAUGGGUGGACCCCAAAAGCAGUACUACCAUUCCAAAGGAUGCUGGGAAAAGGCGGGUACAUGCAAGUGGGCAGGGCGGUGGUCAUUGGUAUACAUCACCUGAAGGGAGGAAGGUUUAUGUCUCCAAAAGUGGGCAGGAGUUGUCAGGUCAAAUUGCCUACAGGCAUUACAAAAAGGAUAAUGGAGGGUUUCGAAAGUCAAAAAAGAAAGCAAAUACCAAGGGGAAAGGUUCACAAAGUCGAAAGAAAACAAAUGCCGCGAGAAAGAGAGGCUGA
Molecule: messenger RNA, 1734 nt
Organism: Dovyalis caffra
Lineage: Eukaryota; Viridiplantae; Streptophyta; Magnoliopsida; Malpighiales; Salicaceae
Source: the annotation of a GenBank genome assembly